Myripristis murdjan (pinecone soldierfish) is the source of this 3095-nucleotide messenger RNA. Its product is annotated as nuclear GTPase SLIP-GC-like. Gene Ontology annotation, molecular function: GTPase activity. The record is from RefSeq and is a predicted model, not a curated record. NCBI's taxonomy places the organism in Eukaryota, Metazoa, Chordata, Actinopteri, Holocentriformes, Holocentridae.
GGAGAAAGAGGUGAACAGAUACAGCCCUCCACCAGUCACACAGGUAAUGAAGGGAAGAGAAUGUUUGACUAUCAAACUCAAUCAAUCGAACAACACUCAACACCUACUAAACGACAUUGUGGCUCUGCAAUACAUUCAGAAGUGAAGAUAAUGGCUGAGGUAAAGGGAAUUAUGAAUCAUAUUCAUUCCAAACUUCAUGGGCAAACAGACACAGUCAAUAUUUUUCUGAGGGAUAAAAUCAGGGAUUUGGAGAAAGGGAAAAAGGAGCUGGUUGGUGUCUUUGGUAAAACAGGGGCCGGGAAGAGCUCUCUGAUAAAUGCCAUCAUUGGAGAGAAGGCUCUCCUGCCCUCUGGAAGUGUCAGUGCAUGUACCUCGGUCAUGAUCAAGGUGGAGGCUAAUAUGGAGAACCCCAAUUACAUAGCGGAGAUUGAAUUCAUUACAAAAGAGGAAUGGGAAGAUGAGCUAUGGUCCUCAAAAAAAAUAUUCAGGGAAGGAAAUGAAUGUAGCGAUAAUGAUGAUAAUGAUAAUGGUGAUGCUGACGCUGAUGAUGAUGAUGAUGAAUAUGAAGAAUACAGUGAUCAUACAGAAAAGAUCAUAACACUAUAUGGAAAAGACAGUUGGAAAUCACCCAAAGAACUCAUGGACAGCAAGUAUUUCAGAGAAAUCCCAGAAUUUCUCCAGUCUAAAAAGAAGAUACUGAAAUGUGAAUCUGCCUUGAAGUUAUCUAAAAAACUUGCCAUGUAUACAAGAAACGACAAGAGGUUAGAAACACUGUACUGGCCGCUGGUGAAGUGUGUGACCAUCAAGGUGCCAAAGGUCAAUGAUCUUCUUGAGCACAUCACACUUGUGGAUCUUCCUGGAAAUGGAGACUGUAACAACAGCAGAGAUGAAAUGUGGAAGGAGUGUGUUGGAAGUUGUUCAACUGUGUGGAUUGUGAGUGAAACUAAUCGAGCAGCAUCAGAGAGAGAAGCCUGGGAGAUCUUGGAAAACACCAUCAGCCUCAUGGGAAAUGGUGGAGAGUGUCAACGCCUCAUGUUCAUCUGCACCAAAUCUGAUGACAUUGAAGAUGACACUGAAGAUUCAGUAAUGAUUAGUUAUGAUUCAGAUGAUGAUGAUUCAGAAGAGGAGAAGCGUGCUCGCAUUCUUAAAAGAAACAAGGAAGCCAAGCUCCAAGUGACAAAAAAGUUCAGCAGACAACCCAAGAUUAAGAAACAUUUCAGUUGCGACAGCAACUUUUUCAAAGUAUUCACAGUGAGCUCCAAAGAAUUCCAGAGGGGAAAAUGUCUGCAAAAAUCAGACACUGAAAUACCCCAGCUUCAGGAAUUUCUGCGAAAUCUCAACGGCCGCCAGUCAAAGACAUUAAAUUAUGUCUCCGGAGCUUACGGGAUUCUGUGUCUGAUUCAGGGAGCCAAUUGCAGAGAAACGGGUUCCCAAAAACCAGAGGUGUGCACAAUCCUGGAAGAAAGACUGGAGCAAGCGGUAGAUAAAGUCAGAUGCUCCAUGGAAGAGGCUUAUGAGGCUUUUGGAAACUGCCUGAGGGAAGGAGUUGAAAAAGCACAAAAAUCAUAUGAAAAUGACUUGAAGUUCAUCUUAGUCUCUAGAAGGAAAAAAAAUAGCAGUUUUCAUAGGACACUGAGGAGUAUUGUUGAAAAAGAUGGAAUUCACAAAACAACAAAAAAACAUGAAAUAAACAUCAAUGAGAAAUUGGCCUCACGCAUGAGAGAUCACAUUGACGAGACGUUCAAGAAGACCUUUCCGAAUGAAGGAAGACGUGGGCCAUUCAAAGGGGCCAUCAGUGACUUUACUCUUGACACAGAGGCUCUGGGAAGCAAAUACCAAGACGUCUUACUGCAGCUGACAUUUCUCAAGACAGAGGAAGCAAAACUGAAGACAAAACUCAAAGAUAUCAUCCGAGAUGAAAAGAAAAGAAUCUACCACAGUCUGGUGAAGUCAAUCAAGGCCUCCAUGAAGCCAUGCUAUAAAAAAGCAGCAGAAAUCCAUGGAAAGGACUCACUGAAAAACAUGAGGGACACAAUUAAGAACCACCUGCAUGAGUCCAAGGACAUCAUGUUCGACCAGGCCAAAGAUGACAUGCUCACUCGACUGAGAAACUUGAUGGAUCAAAUCCUGGAGACCCUGAAUCAAGAUAUGGUGAAAUCGAUUGAGGUGUCACUCAAGACUGAUGAUCGCUCAAUCCCAGUUGUCACUCAGGAAUAUAAGAAGGUGAAGACUCACUAUGAAAAUCUGAUGAGAAGCUCCAACACAAGCACCAAUGACACGGUCUGCUGAGAGGAGAGAGGCAGCAGAAGUCGGGGUUGCCGGUUGGAGAACCCUGUAGCCAGCCGAUAGAGCCCAACAGACCUCUGGACUUGGGCCGACUCCUUUCUGGCCAUGCAUACUGCACCUGAUUAGUCUGGGUGUUGGUUUCAUUGUUGAUUUGUGUUUGCAUUUUAUGUUAAUAGUUUCAAUAUCACACUGCAGAUGAGAUCUGCAGAGCGUUCUUUAAAGGGCAGGGGCUCAAAUGACAAAGGGGGCAUGUGUUGAAAGUCUAGAUAAAAUCCAGUACGUGUGUUGGAAUUUACAUUUUACAGUUUUCUUUACUAUGCUAUGGUAAAUAUUAAAGUUUAGGAGUCGUCUUGAGCCCCGUCUUCUUAAAUAAAUGUUAAGUUGUAGCCGAUAUGCAGCUACCAAUACUGUGAAAACGUCAACUCAACAUACAUUAUUCUAUUUCACAGAGAUGAAGAGGACUGAUAAUCUGCAAAAACUAAGAUUUUUCAAUGAUUUAGUAGCACUUAUAGUUUUUUACUCAUAUUACUAUCAUUUGUGUAUUUUUUGUUUUGUUUUUCAUACUUUGUAUAAAAAAAAAAACUUUGACUCUCUGAAAAGUCUGACACCAUCGGCAUGCAAAGGAGGUCGCUGCAAGUGUCCUUAUCAGCCAUUACUAUAUUUUAACAGAGUUAUUACAGCUGUUUAAGAAGCUGCCUUCAGGUUCAGUUUUAAUUUGGCAGUCUUUAUAUGAAUGCCAGCUCUUGUAUUCUGUUUGUAUUUCUAUUCUGUUUUGGCAGUGGCAGACCGGCUUCUUGUUUGGUAAGGGU